GAAAAUGAUGGCGAGGCGAAAAGCCGAGGAGCUGGAGCCAUUUCGUCUCCUGUGGUUGGAGUUGAGCAGCUUGAUGCGGGAGUCAGGAAACCUUUACCACAACACUACAUCGCUGGAUAAUUUUGUGCCAAUCAUGGUGGGACUGAUUUUGCAUUUAUACCGACUGAUCCUCGUGUUCCCGAAAAGAGCGGUGCGAGCUGAAUGGCAAAAAUUUGCACUUGAGGUCUUCUUAAUUCUGUACAGACACUUGUACUUUUUAUUGGUGCUCUAUGACCACGGUGAAACUAUUACCAAUCAAUGCAUAGAAGAGAUACAAAUCAAGGUUAAUCUCUAUAAACCUGCCAAGAAUCGGAAAAAAUUCGUCUUCUCGGUGAGUUUGCAAGGAUCACUAUAUAUAUCUCUCUCUAACCUGAACAGCGAAAUCCGGAAUUCGAACCCGGUUUAA
Molecule: messenger RNA, 445 nt
Organism: Bemisia tabaci
Lineage: Eukaryota; Metazoa; Arthropoda; Insecta; Hemiptera; Aleyrodidae
Source: RefSeq, a predicted model, not a curated record